Molecule: messenger RNA, 889 nt
Organism: Lynx canadensis (Canada lynx)
Lineage: Eukaryota; Metazoa; Chordata; Mammalia; Carnivora; Felidae
Gene: ARL13A
Product: ADP ribosylation factor like GTPase 13A
Biological process (GO): receptor localization to non-motile cilium; non-motile cilium assembly
Cellular component (GO): ciliary membrane; non-motile cilium
Molecular function (GO): GTP binding; GTPase activity
Source: RefSeq, a predicted model, not a curated record
CCUGUGUACUCAUAAGCUGACAGGUUCAGUGCUAAUAAUGGGGCUUAUUUUUCAUUUACUUGUUUCACUUAAUAUUAAAGAACCAAGCUGAAUCAUGUUCCGGCUAUUGACAUCCUGCUGGUCUCAGCUAAAGACAGCUGAAGAGACACAAAGGAAUGUGACCAUCAUUAUCAUUGGAUUAGACAACUCAGGCAAAACCAUUCUUGUGGAGGCUUUCCAAAGACUACUUCCAAGUAGGAUGAACAAUUGUCUGAAAUCUGAAUUGACUACACUCCUACUGCAUGAGUAUGAAGUUUCCAUCUAUGACUUGAGUGGAGACAUGAAGGGCCAAGAAACCUGACCGAACUACUAUGCACAGGCACACGGACUUGUUUUUGUCCUGGAUUCCAGUGACUUGGGACGCAUGCAGGAAGUGAAGAUCAUCUUAACGCGUCCUGAUAAAAGAGUGGCAGGGAAACCUAUCCUACUCAUGGCAAACAAACAGGACAAGAAGGAUGCCCUCCUACCCUGUGAUAUUAUUGAAUAUCUAUUCCUAGAAAGGCUAGUGAAUGAUAACAAGUCCCUGUGCCGAGUGGAACCCUCUUCAGUCAUCAAAAACCUCCAAAGAGGGAACCAUCAGCCCAUAAUUGAAGGGCUGCACUGGCUAUUAGCUGCCAUUGGGGAUAAAUAUGAAGAGCUGUGUACUCGCCGACAGCCACUCCCCUCAAGCAUCCCAACCUCCAAGGGCACCAGAAGCUCUGGGGAAAGACCCUCAUCAGACAGCCACACUACCAGGAUGGGAAUGUCAAAAGAAAAAAGACAGCAUCUAGGACAAUGCUCGAUGGAAGCUAGGCCCCUAAAGCCAAUCCUACAGCCGUCAAAUGAAGCUUAUACCUGCGGAGAGGCUUAA